AUCACCUGCCAUCCUUGUACUCACAUUCCAGCUCCACAGCAAAGUCUCCAAGAAUUCAAAGUCUCCAAGACCUUAACUUGCUAUCAUGGCUGGGCGUGGACUUUUAGCUGCAGGUUUGGUCCUCCUCCUCGCCGCCGUCGCCCCGGCCUACGCCACGGACUACACCGUCGGCGACUCGUCGGGCUGGGCUAGCGGCGUGGACUACAGCACCUGGGCAAGCGACAAGACCUUCACCGUCGGUGACACGCUCGUGUUCCAGUACGGCGCCUCGCACAACGUGGCGGAGGUGGGGUCGUCGGACUACAGCGCCUGCUCGGCCACCAACUCCAUCCAGUCGUUCAGCGACCAGGACACCAAGAUCACGCUCACCAAGCCCGGCACGCGCUACUUCAUCUGCGGCGUCAGCGGCCACUGCUCCGGCGGCAUGAAGCUCGCCGUCAAGGUCGCCCCCGCAGCCACCGCCACGCCCACCCCGGCCACCUCGCCAGACGCGCCUUCGGCGACACCCUCCACGCCUUCGGAGACGCCCUCGACGUCCACCACCCCGGCCGGGGCGACAACGGCGCCUUCCUCGUCCAAAUCAGCGGACAGCGUUGGCGGGGCCAGCGGUGUCGAGGCCCGCUCCGUGAUGGGCUCUCUCGUUGGGGCCGCGGGCCUUGUCGGCCUCGCCCUGAUGGGCUAGGCAAGAGGCAGUGCUUUGUUUCCCUUCUCCGAAUUGUCCAGUACACGUUUUUUUUCUUCCCGCCGAGUUGCACACUGUGUGCUACUAUGGCUCCUCUUUAUCUGGGGCCUUUUCAUUUGUGCUCUGUUCUGUUCUGUGGUAGAUCCUCCGAUUCGAUCACGACUCGUGCUUGUACGACCACUUUGAAAUAUAGAUUCUCCAUCUGUCUGUCU
Molecule: messenger RNA, 894 nt
Organism: Triticum urartu
Lineage: Eukaryota; Viridiplantae; Streptophyta; Magnoliopsida; Poales; Poaceae
Product: mavicyanin
Cellular component (GO): plasma membrane
Molecular function (GO): electron transfer activity
Source: RefSeq, a predicted model, not a curated record